Molecule: messenger RNA, 882 nt
Organism: Acytostelium subglobosum LB1
Lineage: Eukaryota; Evosea; Eumycetozoa; Acytosteliales; Acytosteliaceae
Exons: 2
Coding region: 1-882 (293 amino acids)
Source: RefSeq, a predicted model, not a curated record
AUGGAUGGCAAGUAUGCCAACAAGAGCUAUCCUGUGAACGAUCUAAAGGGCAUCUUCGCACCUUGGGAUUGUGAAGUCACAAAGUUGCCAACUGGCCGCUCUGCCCGUGACUUGAUAGACUCUGAUGUUCCUCCAUUCACCUAUGAUGACCUACCAGAGAUCAAGGCCAAAGUGAAGGCAUCCAUUCAAAAGCGACAUGGUAUCUCCAACAAACUUGUUCAGGAUUGUAUCCAGGAGCGUUUGGCCAUCCUUGCUGUGAGGAAUGACUUGUUUCAUACACCUAUGACAAGCAAUCUUGAUGUUGUUGAUAUUGCAAACAGGAUCCGAUCAAUGAUGACAAAGCUACCACCGACUACACACUUUGAGAACUCUAUUGCUCCACUACCAACAAUGUCAAACACAAGCAACCACAAUAGUAACAACGAUGAAUGUCUACUAUUAGAGGAAAUGGAGAUUGACACAUCAGACAGCGAGCAUGGUGUCAACAACACCAGAAACACCAGCAGCAGCAGCAGCAGCAGCAGUACUACUACAACAACGACAACCACUACAACGACCACGACCAGCACCUCAACUACCAGCUCCAACAACAAUGCAUAUCUAUAUGUGAUCAUGACCACUGGAAGUCAUCACUCUGUACUGAUUGGCCACCAACAAGCAAGGUGUCUGAUUCACUUGGACUCUUUGAACAUGCAUAAGUCCAUUGCACAAUCCAUCACCAACAAGUACAACGAGUCGGUUACAGAUGAUGAUGAUAGGUUCGUGCUGUACUCCAACACUGGAACAAUCCAACAAGAUGUAUGGAGUUGUGGUCUUUGGUCAAUCUUCUUUGUUGGAUAUGUUAUCAAGAGGUGGAAAUGCUUAUUAGUAGAUAAUAAAUAA